CGUUCUGGGUACUGAACUGUCCAUUCUAAGCCAGCAAUCUGUUGUCCCAGGCUACACAGCUUGACUGCUCUCCUACAGUAUUCUGUAGGUGAGCUCAGCGAGCUGCCUUCUUCAUGAAGGGCAAGUUCUGGGACAGCGAGUCCAUCAGACCAUCACCAGAGAGAUUGGGCCAGAUAUGCUCCCAGCAUGUGCAGGAGAGUUACUCUGCUCCCUUCAGAACUGGCACCAGAGAUCUGUACUGGGAGUGCUGAGCAGAUUGAUCAAAGAAAAAGUGAUGUAUGAAAAAGAAGCUAAACAACAAGAAGAAAAGGUUGAAAAAAUGAGAGCUGAAGAUGGUGAAAAUUAUGCCAUUAAAAAGCAGGCAGAGAUCCUACAAGAGUCCCGGAUGAUGAUCCCAGAUUGCCAGCGCAGGUUGGAAGCUGCAUACACCGAUCUUCUGCAGUUGUUAGAAAGUGAAAAAGACUUGGAAGAAGCUGAGGAGUAUAAAGACGCACGUUCAGUACUGGAUUCAGUGAAGUUAGAAGCCUGAAAUUUAUCCAUACAGGGGUUUUUUUGGCAUUAAAUCCUGGGAUCCAUUCCACAAUUAUUACUUUUGACCACUAUGCAUGUUGAAGUAGUGUGAGAAUAUGAUUCUUUUUAUGCCAUUGCAUAUAUUUUUCUUAGCCUAAUUUAACGUGUCAAUAAAUGAAUUCAUCUAAUAAAAUUGUUUAUUUCAUACUUCA
Messenger RNA from Choloepus didactylus (southern two-toed sloth), 722 nucleotides. It is a transcript of the gene TBCA, whose product is annotated as tubulin folding cofactor A. Lineage: Eukaryota; Metazoa; Chordata; Mammalia; Pilosa; Megalonychidae. Gene Ontology annotation, molecular function: beta-tubulin binding. Gene Ontology annotation, biological process: post-chaperonin tubulin folding pathway; tubulin complex assembly. Gene Ontology annotation, cellular component: microtubule cytoskeleton; cytosol. Bases 176 to 529 code for a protein of 117 amino acids. The record is from RefSeq and is a predicted model, not a curated record. The transcript has 4 exons.